GAGAGAUAUUAUCCGGCCUUCAGUUGACGUUGUUUACCUUCUGGGCGAAUACGACAGCAGGCAAUAAAAAUUGUUCCAGAAGAGUGUUACCUUAUCCAAAGACUUCACUCAACGAAAGCCCCAGUGACGCACAUAAAGAUUCUGUCGACCUCGACCCGCUGAAGAAAACAAAAUACAGAUCCUUCUGAAGAAAUGACGUUCGUCUACACUGUAUUUUUUAUUGAAUGGGAAACAUGUAAAGAUUUCUUACGAGACAUACGAUUCCCUACGCGAAGUCAAAUUGAGGUUCAUGUGUUUCACCGUAAAGAUACCGACCAAAAUCAGCUUCGCAGCAUGAUUCCCGACAAAAGGCACCACGACGGCCGUCCAAUCAUCAUGAAGCACUCUUCACUGACAUCAUUUCCGAAUGCUGUCGAAGAUUUGCUCGUCUACUACGCGAGUUCGUUCGAUUUUUCAAGGCAUAAGAAACCCGAUGUUUACUUGGUCUCAGGCCAGGGUCGGCGCUACGAAGAGUUAGCGAAGAUCUUACGAAAAGACAAAAGAGUGUCGGCAUGGGUUAUCGACGGGAGAAGGACAACAGUUCUUGACUGGCUCGAUGCCAACUGUGUUUGCAAAAUGUGCAAGUUUAUAUUCGAAUCUGCACAUGAAGGAGUUCAGCAUUACGAUGAGUUUCAUAUGAAGUAAACGGACACGUGGAAAGGAUUAAACCAGAAAACAAGAAAAAAAAACUCUCCGCUGACGAUUUUCCCGUUGUGCGGGCUAAGAGAA
This is a messenger RNA of Pocillopora verrucosa, 768 nucleotides long. NCBI's taxonomy places the organism in Eukaryota, Metazoa, Cnidaria, Anthozoa, Scleractinia, Pocilloporidae. The record is from RefSeq and is a predicted model, not a curated record.